GGGGUGAGAUUUCCGGUCGAGAAGGGGCGGCUGUACCUAGGCUGUAGGUUUUAGUUCCGUAAAGCACGUGGCGCGCGUAUUUGGCACAAGGACUCAAGAACAGACUCAAGUGCGAGGCGGACAUCCGUGGAAAGGCCUUGAAGUUGAACUCACACUCUGUGGUUCCUGGCCCAGCUCCGGCUGAGGGGCUUCCGGUGGCGCUAAAGCUCUGCGCGUUCAGUAAUGGACUACCGGCGGCUGCUGAUGAGUCGGGUAGUGCCCGGGCAGUUCGACGACGCGGACUCCUCCGACAGUGAAAACAUUAACUGGAAGAUAAGGAAAGAAGAAGAUGACUUUCUGUGUGAAGACUUUCAAAAUAAUGUGAAUGAAAGGAUGGAUGAAGGUGAGAUAGAAGAUGAAGAGGAGGAGGAUUAUGAUGAUGACGAUGAUUGGGAUUGGGAUGAUGGAAUUGGAAAACUCACCAAGGGUUGUAUCUCAAAUGGAGGGAGUAACCCACAGGCAAAUCGACAGCCUUCCAGCUGUAAUUCAGCCAAAAUGUCUACUCCAGCAGACAAGGUCUUACGGAAAUAUGAGAAUAAAAUUAAUCUAGAUAAACUAAAUGUUACUGAUUCUGUCAUAAAUAAAGUCACUGAAAAGUCUAGACAAAAGGAAGCAGACAUGUAUCGCAUCAAAGAUAAGGCAGACAGAGCAACUGUAGAACAGGUGUUGGAUCCCAGAACACGAAUGAUAUUAUUCAAGAUGUUGACUAGAGGAGUGAUAUCAGAGAUAAAUGGCUGCAUUAGCACAGGAAAAGAAGCUAAUGUAUACCAUGCUAGCACAACAAAUGGAGAGAGCAGAGCAAUUAAAAUUUAUAAAACUUCUAUUUUGGUGUUCAAAGAUCGGGAUAAGUAUGUAAGCGGGGAAUUCAGGUUUCGUCAUGGCUAUUGUAAAGGAAACCCCAGAAAAAUGGUGAAAACUUGGGCAGAAAAAGAAAUGAGGAACUUGAUUAGGCUAAACACAGCUGGGAUCCCAUGCCCCGAACCUAUCUUGCUAAGAAGUCAUGUUCUUGUCAUGGGUUUUAUUGGUAAAGAUGACAUGCCAGCACCACUUCUGAAGAACAUCCAGUUAUCAGAAUCCAAGGCUCGGGAGUUGUACCUGCAGGUCAUCCAAUACAUGAGGAUAAUGUAUCAAGAUGCCAGACUCGUCCAUGCAGAUCUCAGUGAAUUUAACAUGUUGUACAGUGGUGGGGGUGUGUACAUCAUUGACGUUUCUCAGUCUGUGGAGCAUGACCACCCACAUGCCUUGGAGUUCUUGAGAAAAGAUUGUGCUAAUGUCAAUGACUUCUUCCUGAAGCACAACGUUGCUGUGAUGACUGUGCGGGAACUCUUUGAAUUUGUCACAGACCCAUCAAUUACGCAGGAGAACAUGGACGCUUAUCUCUCAAAGGCUAUGGAAAUAGCAUCCCAAAGGACCAAGGAAGAAAGGUCCAGCCAAGAUCAUGUAGAUGAAGAGGUGUUUAAACGAGCAUAUAUUCCUAGAACCUUGAAUGAAGUAAAAAAUUACGAGAGGGAUAUGGAUAUAAUGAUGAAAUUGAAGGAAGAGGACAUGGCCAUGAAUGCCCAGCAGGACAAUAUUCUGUACCAAACUGUUACAGGAUUGAAGAAAGAUUUGUCAGGCGUUCAGAAGGUACCUGCACUCCUAGAAAAUCAGGUUAAGGAAAAGAAUUGUUCUGAUUCAGAAGAUGCUGGAAGCUCUGAGUGUUCUGAUGCAGCUUCUGAAGAGCAGGGGGACCAUGUCUGCUCCAGGAAACCCACCACUGACCUUGAAGUUGAUAAAAAGGAAAGAAAAAAGAUGGUCAAGGAAGCCCAGAGAGAAAAAAGAAAAAACAAAAUUCCUAAACAUGUGAAGAAAAGAAAGGAGAAGACAGCCAAGUCAAAAAAGGGCAAAUAGAUCAGAACUAUAUUAUGUGCAGUACUUUGCCAUCAGUUGCUUUUCUUGCGUGUAUGUUAAGCUGCAUCUAUGAGAUGGGAUAUUGAUUUUUAACUGGAUGGUUAUUAUGACAGUGUCUGAAGACUGAUUCAAGUGUUUUCAUGCAGUUAUGUGGAAGAUCUCUAGGCUCUGUUUUCUAGAUCCAGUCACUGGCUCGGUCUGGUAUUUACAGAGAAUUUAUUUAAGCUAUUUUAAUGAAGAACUUUGUACAAUAUUAUUUUUAUAUAUUUUUUCUCCUUCUGUAUGUUUUCUGAAGCAUCAUAAAUAUUUAAAUGUAGUGAAUGUCCACUACUUUUGUUUAAGUGUAAAGGCACUUUAGACAAAUUCGCAGCAGCUGUUUUGCUUUGUUUGCACAUGCUAAAGACCUAUCUGAAACCAUAUAAUUAAAACCAUGAUAUGUAUAAAAGGAAUUUCAUUUAAAGAGAAUUCAUCUGGCUAUUGAUGUAAUCAUUCACCGCAACUUUGUUCUGCGUACAUUGAUGAUGAUUUGUAAUGCACUUUUCAUCUUUAAUAUUCUUUUUUGAGCUAGGACCUCCCAGUUUAUAAGCUAUUUCAUGUUCACCUUUUUGGCAUGUUCAUUCAUUCAUCAUAUAUUUGAGUAUUGGAGGUGCUGAUGAUACAGCAGUAAAUAAAGCAGACAAAAAUUGCUA
This is a messenger RNA of Phyllostomus hastatus (greater spear-nosed bat), 2618 nucleotides long. It is a transcript of the gene RIOK1, whose product is annotated as RIO kinase 1. Bases 223 to 1929 code for a protein of 568 amino acids. NCBI's taxonomy places the organism in Eukaryota, Metazoa, Chordata, Mammalia, Chiroptera, Phyllostomidae. Gene Ontology annotation, molecular function: protein serine/threonine kinase activity; ATP binding. The record is from RefSeq and is a predicted model, not a curated record. The transcript has 17 exons. Gene Ontology annotation, biological process: maturation of SSU-rRNA. Gene Ontology annotation, cellular component: preribosome, small subunit precursor; cytosol.